Harmonia axyridis is the source of this 1056-nucleotide messenger RNA. Its product is annotated as sperm motility kinase-like. Gene Ontology annotation, biological process: protein phosphorylation. Bases 1 to 1056 code for a protein of 351 amino acids. The transcript has a single exon. Gene Ontology annotation, molecular function: ATP binding; protein kinase activity. The record is from RefSeq and is a predicted model, not a curated record. NCBI's taxonomy places the organism in Eukaryota, Metazoa, Arthropoda, Insecta, Coleoptera, Coccinellidae.
AUGUUGCGAUCAGUGGCGGUCGUACCCUCCAACCCCUUUGAUGAAGAGCCCACUCCGGAGAGAAUAACCAGGAUCUCCGGACCAUUCCAGAAGAUCCGUACCCUCGGCGAGGGAGGUUUUGGAAAAGUGUUCGAGGUCGAACACGGAGAUAUAAGAUUUGCCCUGAAGGUGGCCCCGAAAGACGAGGUGUCCAUGACGGAGCUGAGGAUGGUGAAAGCCAUGAGACACCCAAACGUGGUCCGCCUAUUGGUGGAUUACGUAACCGACGAACGGCUCUAUCUUGGGGUCGAGCUGAUGGAGGGAGACCUGUUGGAACUGGUCCAACGACGGGGACCUCUGCCGGAGGGGGAGUGUUGUGAUAUGUUGGGGCAGGCUUUCGCUGGGCUGGCGGCCUGCCAUGCUCAGCGUAUCCUGCACCGGGAUAUAAAACCGGACAAUUGUCUCCUCCGGGGUCGGCGGGUCUGCAUCGCUGAUUUCGGGCUCGCCUGCCGACUUAAUCAGCGGUUCCCGACCACGUCGCGGCGAGCUGGUACUCCCCCAUUUUGGGCACCGGAGGUCCUGAAAAGGUUGCCAUUCGGACUCCCCUCGGAUGUGUGGGCCAUGGGAGUGACGGCCUUAUACAUGGCAACCGGGAAACUACCCUUCAUGACGCCGAAUGGGGAAAAGAAGGUCAUGAACUUGAUAGGACACUACCGCGGGGAGGAGAUGCUCGAGGUGCCAGAGGGAUUACGCAGCAGCCUGGUGGAACUUCUGAGGGUUGAUCCAGCGCAUCGCCCUUCCGCUGCAUGGGGCGAGAUGACCUUCAGGCAGCUGGCCGUGUCAGCCAAAGAGGGGUCCAAAGAGAUGGCCUCAUCUGAAAGACCGUCAAAAUUUGAGGCCAUUAAGGUGGGAGAGAGCUUUGUAGAAGCCUUUGAGAGGCAACCAAAAGGUGGCUGGACUCCCCGAUUCAGGCAGAGGCUGCUGCGGUUUCGCCCUCCAGGAGUGCGGGGUAGACUCCACCCUAAGUUCGUGUUUCCGAAUGGGAGGACGAAGCGAAUUUGGGUUCCCCAGGAGUAA